GUAAACUUUCUCUUUUCAAGAACAAGCUGCUAGCAGAAAUCAGGAGAAGACCAAACGGAAUAAAUUAGUAUUUCCACUAUGGGACUGGAUACAAAUAUUGAACAAGAAGAUUUAAAGUUUUUUAAGCUGAAAAUAAAACUCUUCCUGCUGUCUUUGGUUUUCAAUUUCUUUCAUGUUUUCUUAUGCCAAACUGGAGGAACCUUUUCUGAUUUUUUCUUUGGUGGUAUUCAAAGGAAGACCAGAGGAUGAAAAUCCAGCACUUUCUUACUUUACUGCUUUGGCACUUUAGUUGGUUUUACCUUGUUCUAAUCUCCUUAGUGCUGAGUCCUGCUGAAGCAAGUCAAGGGAAUCCAGGAGCCAAAUUAAGCUUGUCAAAAGUAGAUGGAAAAGAGAGGAGCCCUUUGCCAAGAGCAGGUACCUUUAGAACAGGAAACCAUGGAUAUAGUGCUGGGAAUUCAAAGCCUAGGACAAAAACUAACACUGCUCAAGCUGGAGCUGUCUUGGCAAAAACCGAUGACUCAAAGAAGACUCUUUCUAAAGCAGGCAGUACAGACAAAAAGGUAGGGCAUUCUUCAAAUAGACAAACUGGAGUAAGAACAGUAACUCCAAGGGUCCAGAACUUUGGCCCCAAAGCCCCACUGAAGAAAACUAGCACAGGGAUUUCUGAUGCCAGCUCUUAUAAAACCAAAAAGACUAAAGAAUCUAUCGCCCAAAGAGAAUCUAAAGAGGCAUUAAGACAUCCUGCUAUCACACCACACGAAUACAUGCUUUCCUUAUACAGGACUCUUUCUGAUGCAGAACGAAAAGGUGUGAAUGGAAGUGUAAAAUUGGAGACGGGACUUGCCAAUACAAUUACAAGCUUCAUAGAUAAGGGACAAGAUGACCGAAUUCCAGCUGUUAAAAAGCAGAAAUAUGUUUUUGAUAUCAGUGCCUUAGAAAAAGAUGGCUUACUAGGUGCAGAACUUCGUAUUUUGAGGAAAAAACCUUCAGAUACCUGGAAGCCUCAUCCUCAUGGAAAAACGUGCCAAGUGAAACUUUUCAGUUGCUCCACAAGUCGGCAAGCAUCCAUUCUCUUGGAGUCUCGGAUUGUCAAUAUUUUAGAUACAGCAAAAUGGGAGGUCUUUGACAUUUGGAAACUUUUUAGGAAUUUUAAAAACUCUGCUAACUUGUGUUUUGAACUGGAGGCUUUUGAAAGAGGGAGACCUGUUGAUUUAAGGACUGUGGGGUUUAAUAGAACAGGAAGACAAGUCAAUGAAAAAGCUCUCUUCUUAGUAUUUGGUAGGACAAAGAAAAGAGACUUAUUCUUCAAUGAAAUAAAAGCCAGAUCUGGCCAGGAUGACAAAACUGUUUAUGAGUACCUAUUCAAUCAAAGAAGAAAGAGAAGGGCUCCUCUAGCAACUCGACAAGGAAAGAGGCCCAACAAGAAUCUAAAGGCAAGGUGUAGCAAAAAAGCACUCCAUGUAAAUUUUAAAGAUAUGGGAUGGGAUGACUGGAUAAUAGCACCUCUUGAGUAUGAAGCAUAUCAUUGUGAAGGACUUUGUGAAUUCCCUCUUCGUUCUCAUCUGGAACCAACUAAUCAUGCUGUUAUCCAAACAUUAAUGAACUCUAUGGACCCAGAGUCAACACCUCCAACUUGUUGUGUUCCAACAAGGCUGAGUCCUAUUAGCAUUCUGUUUAUUGACUCUGCUAAUAAUGUAGUCUACAAACAAUAUGAAGACAUGGUAGUAGAGUCAUGUGGCUGUAGGUAGCAGCAUAGUCUCUCACGUGACUUUCUGUAUAAAGCUUUUUCCAGCGGCUGAUUUAAAUAAACAAACAAACCUUGAACAUUCUGAUUCUGUGGACAGUACUGUAAUCACCCAAAGAGGGUUGCACUGACAAUAGCUAUAGUUGUAUAUGCCAUGCCCAGAUUCAGCCUAAACAAGAACUUAAUUCAAUAUAUCUCUGUCAAAGGACAUUUAGAGUUUCACUUUUGAAUCUCCAAGGCCAUUGGCAAAUCCAAUGCUGGUGGAUUCCUUACAUUCUGAUUUUCCUUCUUCUGGCACUGUUUGAAGGCCUGAACAAUGUUGACCCAUCUCUAUGAGAGCCAGCAUGGUGUAGUGGUUUGAGCAUUGGACCGCAACUCUGGAGACCAGGGUUGGAUUGCCCACUCAGCCACAGAAACCCACUGAGAGACCUUGGGCGAGUCACUCACUCUCAGCUCCAAGAAAAAAACCUACCUUAGGGUUGCCAUAAGUCGGAAAUGACUUGAAGGCACACAACAACAACAA
Messenger RNA from Sceloporus undulatus (fence lizard), 2267 nucleotides. It is a transcript of the gene GDF5, whose product is annotated as growth differentiation factor 5. The transcript has 2 exons. The record is from RefSeq and is a predicted model, not a curated record. Gene Ontology annotation, biological process: BMP signaling pathway; SMAD protein signal transduction. The coding region runs from base 246 to 1748 and encodes 500 amino acids. Gene Ontology annotation, molecular function: cytokine activity; growth factor activity. Gene Ontology annotation, cellular component: extracellular region. Lineage: Eukaryota; Metazoa; Chordata; Lepidosauria; Squamata; Phrynosomatidae.